CGGCGAUCUCACUGCUGCCAAUGAAGAUGCCGCACUGCUGCCGGAAACUCACCUCCGGGACGCAGCGCCGCCGGGACCGCCUGGAGGACGUCGCUCGCAACGGGACCACUCGGGACACCGCAUGGUCGGUGACGUGGGAAAUGUCUUUCCCGAAAGCAUAUUAUUCAGAAUUGGAUUCAUAGGGACGUCCAUUGGCACUUUGGUACUAACCUUUCUUAUUUAUAAGUAUAUGGUUAUGCAUACUGAAGAGUUCAGGGGUCAUCAGGUCCUGAUCCAGAGGAUCCUGCUGGCCAUUGUGUGGGCCUCCUGUUUUUCCACAGCUGUUAUGCAUGUAUUGUCCCCCGAAGAAUAUCCCAGGAUACACUUUGUCAGCACGAUAAUUUCCAUUACAUGUGAAGCCUUAUACUACCUUGGGCAGUCCAUCCAGAUGUAUAAAUUACCAGGAGCAAAAAAAGUCAUCCACCAUAGUAGAUGCACCUGCUGUGGCCUGACUUUUGUCUGUGUAGUUUUCUAUUUUGGAUAUGAAACAUUAAAGGAAUUAUUCCAUAAUGAUGAAGACUGGGACGAGAUCCGUGAAAUCCCCAUCAUAAUCAUCGAGUGGGUGAUGCUUCUACUGAUCCUGAUAAACAUCGUGACCUAUUAUUCCACCAUGCAGAGGUUAUUGUUGACCGUCUCCAGAAACAGCUGCACACUCUCUCUUAGAGUAAAAAUUGAUGACUUCGGGGUGUAGACCACCACGGGGGCCAUCAAGUGGACUUCUGGGAGAGAUACUGCACAGGACACGGAAAACAUCUAAAGAAGAAUAACUGGGGGACUACAUAUGGUGCCAGUAAUCAUGACACAAUAAUAUG
Hyla sarda is the source of this 851-nucleotide messenger RNA. RefSeq lists its product as uncharacterized. Lineage: Eukaryota; Metazoa; Chordata; Amphibia; Anura; Hylidae. Bases 122 to 730 code for a protein of 202 amino acids. The transcript has 2 exons. The record is from RefSeq and is a predicted model, not a curated record.